Pelmatolapia mariae (spotted tilapia) is the source of this 861-nucleotide messenger RNA. It is a transcript of the gene slc25a10a, whose product is annotated as solute carrier family 25 member 10a. Gene Ontology annotation, biological process: phosphate ion transmembrane transport; succinate transmembrane transport; malate transmembrane transport. Bases 1 to 861 code for a protein of 286 amino acids. Lineage: Eukaryota; Metazoa; Chordata; Actinopteri; Cichliformes; Cichlidae. The record is from RefSeq and is a predicted model, not a curated record. The transcript has 11 exons. Gene Ontology annotation, molecular function: succinate transmembrane transporter activity; oxaloacetate transmembrane transporter activity; thiosulfate transmembrane transporter activity.
AUGCAGGAGAACCGCGUCUCUCGUUGGUAUUUUGGUGGAGUCUCGUCCAGUGCAGCAGCCUGUGUAACCCAUCCACUGGAUUUGAUAAAGGUCCACUUGCAAACACAGCAGGAAGUGAGGAUGAGGAUGAUUGGGAUGACUCUUAACGUAGUGAGAAGAGAGGGUUUUCUGGCUCUCUACAGCGGGCUCACUGCUUCCCUCUGCCGGCAGAUGACAUAUUCUUUGUCACGAUUUGCCAUUUACGAGACCGUCAGGGAUAAGAUGAAGAGAAAAAAUAAAGGUCCUAUGCCUUUCCACCAGAAAGUCCUCCUGGGUGCCUUUGGAGGUUUUACCGGUGGUUUCAUUGGGACCCCAACUGACCUGGUGAAUGUAAGAAUGCAGAAUGACGUCAAGAUGGCAGCAGAGUUCAGAAGAAAUUAUGCUCAUGUGUUUGAUGGGCUCUUACGUGUCUGUAAGGAAGAGGGGCUGAGGAAACUGUUCUCUGGUGCUUCAAUGGCUUCUUCUAGAGGUGCGCUGGUGUCUGUUGGACAGCUCGCCUGCUACGACCAGUCCAAAGAGUUGGUUCUGGCUACUGGUUACUUGACUGACAACAUCUUCACUCACUUCCUGGCGAGUGUGUUUGCAGGUGGCUCUGCUACAAUCCUCUGUCAACCACUGGAUGUUGUUAAAACAAGAUUAAUGAAUUCAGAAGUUCAGUAUGGGAGCGUGUCUCACUGCUUAACAGAAACAGCAAAGCUGGGGCCGAAUGCGUUCUACAAGGGUCUUGUUCCUGCAGCUAUCCGCCUCAUCCCUCACACAGUCUUAACCUUCAUAUUCCUCGAGCAGCUGAAGCAGCAUUUUGGUGAGAUGGUCGUUACCUGA